Fukomys damarensis (Damara mole-rat) is the source of this 1277-nucleotide messenger RNA. It is a transcript of the gene Mei4, whose product is annotated as meiotic double-stranded break formation protein 4. Gene Ontology annotation, biological process: oogenesis; DNA recombination; homologous chromosome pairing at meiosis. Lineage: Eukaryota; Metazoa; Chordata; Mammalia; Rodentia; Bathyergidae. The coding region runs from base 111 to 1277 and encodes 388 amino acids. Gene Ontology annotation, cellular component: lateral element. The record is from RefSeq and is a predicted model, not a curated record. The transcript is spliced from 5 exons.
CUCGCCUCAGGCCCGCGGUGUCUAAACUCCGUUGAUUAAGGAGAUUGCAGCCUCUCUCGACCCUCAGCAGCGCUGCCCUCUUGUGUGGCUUUCUGGGAACAAAAGCCAGGAUGGACGUUCAAACAUGGCAUCUGAGAGCUGCAAAGCUGGCUCUAGCACUGGCAAUUAUCCACUCCAAGCCAGCAGACAAAAGCAGCAGAGAAUACACAGAGCACCUUGCAGCACUGGCGUCCGAGCAGGAUGCAAACUGCAGAUCAAAAGUCGAAGCCUUGGAAGCUGAAGUUCUGCAAUUGCGUCAAGAAGUUCUUCUGAGUAGGAUUUGCUCGGAAUUGUUUAAGGGCGGAAACCCAUCUUCCCAGGAACCUAAAAGUUCCGACAGUACAUUAACUCCAAUGGAAGAUUCUGGGUAUGAUUUAUCAAGUGAGUGGGAAACAGAACUUUCAGAGUUACCCCAGCACUUUGUGAAGAGCUGCAACCCCUCACCCUUUCCACCACUGUCUUUUGUGAAAAAAGCCCAGGCCUCCCCAGAAAAUCCUCUGUCUUCUCACAUGAAAUUUUUGCAACAUCUUCUUGCACUAAAGAACUUGACUGAAUCAGGUAGCCUGGCGGUAACCCGUGCUGAAAAGGACUCUUCCACCAUCUCUGAUUCUGUUUCUCAGAUGCUUGAUGGCCUGAUCACAUUUUACCGUGAUCCCAAACUUCCUUUUUCACGGUUUUGGACAGAAGCUAUUGAAACUUUAGCAAGACUGAUCGAUGAUUGUAACCUCUCUAACCAUAUUGUGAAAAAAUGUUCUAAGAAGUUGGAAGAAUUUGAAAAAACCUUACUGCAGGUUCUUACAGGAAGAAGCCACAUAAACCGGUUUCAGGAGCAGCGUUAUGUCUCUCAGGAUCUGGUAACCCUAGGAAGUUGCAGCUUGUUGAGAAAGUCUAUUAUAUCUCUACUUCUCUCAGAAAUAAACUGCUUUGUUGACGAAUUGAGAGCCAUCGAUCAGGUGCAAGUCAGUUAUGAUGUGGCACGCUAUGAAAAUGUUUUCUCCCUAUUGUGGGUUUUGGAACAGCUUCUUCUAAUGGAAAACAAAGAAGACCACACUUCAGGUACAGGGCACGACCAAGAAAUUAAGAAAUAUCUUCAGAAGCAUGAUGAAGCUAUCUUUCAGCUUUCUGAUACAUUUCCAUUAUUUACUUUUUAUUUAUGGAGACUGGGCAUUCUCUUAAAUUCAGCAGAGACAGCAACUGCUGAAAAUAACUCAGUUUCUCAGAAUUUUACCAAAUAUUAG